Messenger RNA from Frankliniella occidentalis (western flower thrips), 1844 nucleotides. RefSeq lists its product as uncharacterized. The coding region runs from base 121 to 900 and encodes 259 amino acids. The record is from RefSeq and is a predicted model, not a curated record. The transcript has 6 exons. NCBI's taxonomy places the organism in Eukaryota, Metazoa, Arthropoda, Insecta, Thysanoptera, Thripidae.
UGGCGGGACGCGCCCGGCUCCUCUCAGUCGCGACAAGAGACCGGCCGGGAAGUGAUCCGCGGGCGAGAGAAGCUGCGAGUACUCGAGUGCCAGGGUGCUUGUGAUACAGGGACGCUCAGGAUGUCGACGACAGCCUCCAGGGUGGCGGCGGCGCUGACGUGCGCCGCGUGCUUGCUGCAGGUGUGGGCGGUGCCGGCCGGGACAACCCCGCAGCCAGAAAACGCAGUGGCUCCCUGCCAGCUAAAUUCAACAGACCUGAACCAGUGCAUCGCAAGAAAUAUAGAACAUUUUCUGCAGACGGCUAAACACGGCCUGAGUGAGGUGGGCAUAGACGCGCUGGAUCCGCUGGCCGUCAAGGAGCUCGAGCUCAUAAAAGGCAAGGGCAAGGUGGCUGUGACCUUCGAGUUCCACGACGUUCGCUUCAAGGGAUUCAGCAACUCGGAGGUCAACUCAGCACGGAUGAACGUGAACGACAAGAAGCUGGAAGUGUCGCUCAGGGCGCCCGUCUACGAGAUCGAUGGGCAGUACACCUGCAGCGGUGGCGUCUACGAGCUGCCCAUCUCUAGCAACGGGCACUUUGCCGUCACCCUCACUGACGUAACCUCGGCGUGGAUGCUGUACUUUCUGACCAAGACGACGAACAACGAGACGCAGGUAGCGGUCAAUAGGUUCAUCGUCGACGUGAGCCCAUCGAAUGUCGUCUACCGUUUCGAUAAGAAGUUUGACGGCGAAAACAGCUUAGGUAUAGGUGAGGCCAUGGACGAGUUCAUGAAUGAAAACGCCCUCGAGAUCUACAACGACAUCAAGCCGCAGCUCAUGAGCAUGCUGAGCGAGCUGUUCCUGGAGCGUGCCAACCAGGUGCUCAUCAACUUCCCCGGAGCCCUGCCCUUCAUCGAGUAGAGCCCUAGCGCGUCGCAGCACAAGCAAGUCGCACGCGCCGGAGAGGUAGGCCCGCCGGAGCAGCUCGUGGACCGGCGCGGCGCCGCCUCAAGGCCACUGCCCCCGCCGUGCCCGAGGAGAUAUUCAGCACUUGUCCUCUACGUUGGAGAAAAAAGAAAGAUGAGCGGCUGUUAGGGGCAGUAGUGUACUACACGAUGCCAGGGAAUGAGUUUUUCACUCCCCGCUCAUCGAUGUGAUAAAGGAAGAAAAAUGGCAUGUCCCGUGGCUCUAAUUAUGUGGGUUGGCUGGAGUCACGUGGAGUUCAGUGAGCUGUACACGUGCGAGUUUAUAAACUAUGCCCUCCGUGGCCCCACGCCUUCCAGGAAACUGGUCCGCGAAUCCCAACGGGGGCCACGUGCGACACAACUCGCCACUUAAAGUAGCCAAAUUGGGAGGGGCAAACUGAAGGAAAAGCCAAGGCCAACGUAGAAAAUCUCGCGACUCCCAACUCGCUCAGCGUAUUGAAUUCGAAUGGAUCGUCGUGUUAUAUUGUUCGUACCUCUGAAAUGCGGAGGCAUCGCACAAGAAUCGUCGCACAUUGUAGUCGAAGAGGUGAAAUCGACACCAGUUCGGUGUAUUAGGCCUAUCGUAUUGAAUUGCCUGUGAUAAUAUAUAAUCUAUAUAACUUAUGGUACGUUGUAUCUCGUAUCUCCUGGGCUAACCCGCUUUGUGUACACUCUUCUCGAGUCCCGGCUUAGACGUGGAGCAUAUGGGAAGCGGCCGAUUCGUCUGACUGGAUGGCGCGGCCGCUGUCAGACGUGCACUUAGACAACCGUAUCAUUCUAGGAACGAAAUCGUUACUUUGGAACAUUGAUUUUUUUUCAGCUCAACAAAAUUUGUUUUAUCCGACAAAUGUUUCGUUUUCUUAAAUAAACUUUUUCGUCGCCCGAACGAAAAAAAAAUGA